Messenger RNA from Cervus elaphus (red deer), 1819 nucleotides. Its product is annotated as L-lactate dehydrogenase C chain. Gene Ontology annotation, cellular component: cytoplasm. The transcript is spliced from 9 exons. Lineage: Eukaryota; Metazoa; Chordata; Mammalia; Artiodactyla; Cervidae. Gene Ontology annotation, molecular function: L-lactate dehydrogenase (NAD+) activity. The record is from RefSeq and is a predicted model, not a curated record. Bases 555 to 1706 code for a protein of 383 amino acids. Gene Ontology annotation, biological process: carboxylic acid metabolic process.
GAAAACUAUGUUUUUUAAUGGGUCUCAAAAGUAGAAGGAUAAGACUAGCCUACAGGCCUUACAAUUAGCUGUUAUAAUAGGAUUUGCUUUCCUAUAGACUUCAAUAGCCUUAAGAUAUGUUACAUAGCACAAAAUUCACCCUUUUAAAGUAUACAGUUCUAUGGAUUCACAUAGUUAUGCAACUAUUACCACUGCUGCUACUGCUAAGUCACUUCAGUCGUGUCCAACUCUGUGAUCCCAUAGACAGCAGCCCACCAGGCUCCCCCAUCCCUGGGAUUCUCCAGGCAAAAACACUGGAGUGGGUUGCCAUUUCCUUCUCCAACUAUUACCACUAAGAACUGUUAAUUAUCCCCCCAAAGAAAUAUGAAGUUAUUCCUAUACCCUUUUGUAGACUCUGAUGCAGUCUUUUAAAAAACAUAUUUACCCUCAUUUAGUGUUGACACAAUAAAUUGGCUAAUAUCAACAUGACAAAAUGCUUAACAGAUUAAAUAUUUCAUGAAUUUUCAGAUUUAAUCUCAUAAAGCUUCCUCAGUUUCGGGCACACUGUAUGUUCCAUGUUCACCACGUAUCUUCCUGCCCGAGCAUUUCGAAGCAUCGUCCUCAGGAUGCUGGUUUUAGCUGGCCCACUGGUGAACAGCAGGUGCUCGCCUGAGAGUUCUUUCCCACGAAGGCUUCGAGCUUGCCCCCUUGCCCACCAGGUUCUCAAAAUGUCAUCUGUCAAGGAGCAGCUUAUUGAGAAUCUAACUGAGGAAGAUAAGGUCUCCCAGAGUAAGAUCACCAUUGUUGGAACUGGUGCUGUAGGCAUGGCCUGUGCGAUUUGUAUCUUGCUGAAGGAUUUGGCUGAUGAGCUUGCCCUUGUUGAUGUUGUAACAGACAAACUGAAGGGAGAAACAAUGGAUCUUCAGCAUGGCAGUCUUUUCUUUAAUACUUCAAAGAUUGUCUCUGGAAAAGAUUACAGUGUAUCUGCAAAUUCCAGAUUAGUUAUUAUUACAGCAGGUGCACGGCAGCAAGAGGGAGAAAGUCGCCUUAACCUGGUCCAACGUAAUGUGGAUAUCAUGAAGUCAAUCAUUCCUGCCAUAGUCCAAAAUAGUCCUGAUUGUAAGAUGCUUAUUGUUUCAAAUCCAGUGGAUAUUUUGACAUACGUUGUCUGGAAGUUAAGUGGCUUACCUGCAACUCGUGUAAUUGGAAGUGGUUGUAAUCUAGACUCUGCCCGUUUCCGUUACCUAAUUGGACAGAAGUUAGGUGUACAUCCCUCAAGCUGCCAUGGUUGGAUUAUUGGUGAACAUGGUGAUUCUAGUGUGCCUUUAUGGAGUGGAGUAAAUGUUGCUGGUGUUUCUCUGAAGAGUCUAGAUCCUAACAUAGGAACUGAUUCAGACAAGGACCACUGGAAAAAUAUCCAUAAGGAAGUUGUUGGAAGUGCCUAUGAGAUUAUCAAGCUGAAGGGGUAUACCUCUUGGGGUAUUGGACUGUCUGUGACAGAUCUGGUAAAAUCAAUUUUGAAAAAUCUUAGGAGAGUGCAUCCAGUUUCCACUAUGGUGAAGGGCUCAUAUGGAAUAAAAGAAGAAAUCUUUCUCAGUAUCCCUUGUGUCUUGGGACGAAAUGGUGUCUCAGAUGUUGUGAAAGUUAACUUGAAUUCUGAGGAGGAGGCCCUUUUAAAGAAGAGUGCAAGCACACUUUGGAAUGUCCAAAAAGACCUGAGAUUUUAAAACUUUUUAAUGUUCCAUGUUUUUGAGAACAGAAGAUAGUAGACUGUAUGUUUUAUAUUUUGAAAGUAUUCUCACCUGAUCUGUAAAAAAUAAAAAGAACAUUGGACCUAUGA